Messenger RNA from Eurytemora carolleeae, 1161 nucleotides. RefSeq names its product zinc finger protein 513. The transcript has a single exon. The coding region runs from base 1 to 1161 and encodes 386 amino acids. Gene Ontology annotation, biological process: regulation of transcription by RNA polymerase II. Gene Ontology annotation, molecular function: RNA polymerase II transcription regulatory region sequence-specific DNA binding; DNA-binding transcription factor activity, RNA polymerase II-specific. Gene Ontology annotation, cellular component: nucleus. NCBI's taxonomy places the organism in Eukaryota, Metazoa, Arthropoda, Copepoda, Calanoida, Temoridae. The record is from RefSeq and is a predicted model, not a curated record.
AUGGAGAAGAAGUAUCCCUGUAAUAAAUGUGAAUAUUCUGCGAAUAAAUCAUCACAUUUAAAGCGGCACAAAGAGGUCAAACAUGAAGGAGUUCGAUAUCCCUGUGAUUUAUGUGAUUAUUCAGCCACUGAACCUUCAAAAUUAAAGAGUCACAAAGAAAACAAGCAUAAUGGAGUUACCUACCCCUGUGACCAGUGUGAAUACGCAGCAACCCGUUUCAGUAACUUAAAACAACACAAGCUAAGUAAGCACGAGGGGUCAAGUUAUCCCUGUGAUCAAUGUGAAUAUAUUGCCACUGUUCCCUCGCAUUUAAAGAGACACACAGAGAGUAAACAUGUUGGGGUUAGAUUUCCAUGUGAGAAAUGUGGGUUUUCUGCAGCUAACUUGUCUUCAUUAAAAAGACACAUAACUGGUAAACACACAGACCCCUCCAGCGUCAUUCUUGAGAAGGAAACUAUUUCUAAUCAACCAACUUUGUCAAAUACACUGAGUAAUGGAAGGUAUCCCUGUGAUAAAUGUAAAUAUUCUGCAACUUCAAAAUCCCAUCUAAAGAAACAGAAAGAAAGCCAGCACGAAGGUGUGCGGUAUCCAUGUAAUCAAUGUGAAUAUUCUGCCACUACAACUUUACAUCUGAAGAGACACGAAAAGAGUUUCCACAGUGGAGUUAUUUAUCCCUGUAGUUAUUGUGAAUAUUUUGCUUCUUCUUUAUUGUAUUUAAGAGGACACAAGAGAAGCAAACAUGUUUGUUUAGAUGAUGGUCUAGUUAAUCUCAAGAAAAUAAAAUCUACUAAAAACGACAAGAAGGUUGCACUAAGUGUUAAAUCAGAACCGGAAGAGGAAGAAUUUUUGAAAUUCAAACCUAAACUUGAUCUUGUGAAGUAUGAACCUGAACCUGAUCUUGUGAAACAAGAACCUGAACCUGAUCUUGUGAAGUAUGAACCUGAACCUGAUCUUGUGAAACAAGAACCUGAAUUUGAUCAUGGAAAACAAGAACCUGACCUUGAUCAUGUUAAACUAGAACCUUGUCCUGAAACUGAUCUUGUGAAACAAGAACCUGAACUUGGUCAUGUAAAACAAGAACCUGACCUUGAUCAUGUUAAACUAGAACCUUGUCCUGAAACUGAUCUUGUGAAACAAGAACAUGAGAUUGAAGAAUUUUGA